AUGCCUCAGCCAAAUUCCUCCACCCGAGCCCGAGUAGGCUCGCCACCCCUCUCAUCCCCCAACAGCCCUCAAAGCUCCAACCGCACCCUCGUCAGAGGCAGCGCCAGAACCUACACACCCGAAGACACCCCCUCGCUUUCAGAUGCGUACCUCACCGCAUCAUCUCAUAUUGACCUCCCUGCAUCAUCUCAGAGAGAAGGAGCAGGGUCCCCCUCGAGGACGCGAACGACGGGGACGACGAUGGCGGCGCACCCGACUGGUUCAGGUUUCCAUAUCUGGCACAAGCCUGCCGUCGGACGUCCUCGGGUAUCGACAUCGUCGUCGGAUGAGUCUAUCAAAGGCAAUCCAUUUGCAUUCCACCACCCAGUCCACCAACAACCAGUCUACCAACAGUCACACCCUCCACCCGUCUUCCAGACACAAACGAGGCCCUCCCACGCUACUUUCCGAAAAACCUUCACCCGCAUUCUCGGCCGCCUCGCUGUCCCCCACAGUGUCUCCAUCUCUUUCCGCCCCCCCGAAGAAUUCGAGCAAUACGUCCAAGACGUCAUGGGCAGCUUUCUCCACACUUUUGACGAUUAUACGACACAAGAAGCGCAGGAGGGUAUCGCCUUGAUGGCUGGACAGCUUGAAGCUUGGCAAGGUGUGCUGGCGACGCCUGCACCGUAUUUGAUGAGUUAUAUGAAGGGUGAGGAGGGGGAGAGGAAGGAAGGGGAGAGACAUGAGCCACUGGCGGGGUUGAUUGAGAAGAGCUGGAUGGAGUUGGAUGGGUUUGUGUUGGUUGAGGGAUAUCCUCGUGAAGUGCCGAGGCCAUUUCAAUGA
This is a messenger RNA of Cryptococcus wingfieldii CBS 7118, 822 nucleotides long. RefSeq lists its product as hypothetical. The transcript is spliced from 2 exons. The record is from RefSeq and is a predicted model, not a curated record. Bases 1 to 822 code for a protein of 273 amino acids. Lineage: Eukaryota; Fungi; Basidiomycota; Tremellomycetes; Tremellales; Cryptococcaceae.